AUGGGUAAAAGAGGAAGAGAGUCUUCACUUGCUCAUCAUCGCAAGAAGCGGAAGCCCGAUUUUCCAGCAUGGUACGGCCGCGUCCUCUCCAGACACUUGUACGACGACUGCGACCCCGAGGAUUUUGACGAAGAUCUAUUUGAGUUAGACGACGAAGAGAAACAGAUAGUAGACAAUGAUCUCGAGCCAGAUGAAUGCUAUUGCGACGGAAACAGUGAAGACAGCGAGGGCGGGAUCAAGGAGAAUCCGAAUUGCAUCUGCCAGCGAGAAGACGAAGAGAGAUCCGUCCAAGGUUCCGACGCGGAACACUAUUACGAGAUGAAAGAAGUCCGCCAGGAACGAAAACGCGAAUUAUACAAAGAGAACACAGAGCUAGAGAAGGAGAAGUCGGAACGCAUCGUUUUCGAGCAGGAGAAGGAAGACGAAAUCAACGCGGCAUGGAAGGUGUUCAAGAAGAAAGCGAAGAAGUACAAGAAGAAGGGGAAAUCAAUUCCCCUCGAGUCCCUGAGAACAUGA
Messenger RNA from Mollisia scopiformis, 516 nucleotides. RefSeq lists its product as uncharacterized. The record is from RefSeq and is a predicted model, not a curated record. Lineage: Eukaryota; Fungi; Ascomycota; Leotiomycetes; Helotiales; Mollisiaceae. The transcript has a single exon. Bases 1 to 516 code for a protein of 171 amino acids.